AUGGCUGAGGGCGUUGUGGGCUGGUUAAUCCCCAAGCUCGGAGAUGCCCUCGCAAACGAGGCUGUUGAGGUUGCAUAUUCAUUCUUUGGGGUGGAGGGUUAUGCCCUAAAAGGCCUAUUUCGUGAGAUACGCGAUGUGAAGGGGGAGCUGGAGAGUGUUCAAGCUUUCUUGUGUGCCGCCGAGAGAUUCAGGGACACUGAUGAGACCACAGUUGCAUUUGUGAAGCAGAUCAGGAGUCUUGCUUAUGAGAUCGAAGAUGUCAUUGCAAAGUGCACUUACCAUCUGGGGGAAGAUGCUGAUUGUAUGUUUCUUUUCAAGCCAGUAAGGAGGAUCAGACAGAUCAAGGUAUGGUACCGCUUGGCAAAAAGGCUCCAAGACACCAAACUAGGUCUUAAGAAUGCUGCAGAGAGGAGGGGCAGAUAUGAGCUGAAGGGAAUUGAGAGAGGCACACGGUUAUCAGGCAGCAGCAGCUCAAAUUGGAAGUGUUCAGGAUACAUGCAGUUCAAAAGGGAGGAGGAUCUUGUGGGGGUUAAGAAGGAGAGAGACUUCUUGCUGGAAUGGGUGAAAGAUAAUGACCAGCGAAAUAUGAUAGCAUCAGUGCUCGGGAUGGGUGGCAUUGGCAAGACAACACUUGUUGCUCACAUUUACAGUGCUGUCAAGGAGGAUUUUGAUACUUGUGCUUGGAUCACAGUGUCCCAGAGAUAUGAAGUUGAUGACUUGUUACGACAAAUUGUUCGGGAGUUCCGCAAGAAUGACCGAAGAAAAGACUUUCCAGAGGAUGUUGAUGUGACUGAUUAUAGAAGCCUACCAGACAUAAUUUGCAGUUACCUCAAAAAUAAAAGGUACAUUCUUGUUCUUGAUGAUGUGUGGAAUGUGAAUGUUUUGUUUGAUAGUAAGGAAACAUUUCUUGGUGGAAAUGGUCGGAUAAUUCUUACAUCAAGGAUUUAUGAGGUGGCGAGAUUGGCGCAUGAAUCAAAUAUUGUUCAUUUGCAGCCCCUGCAAGAGCGUGAUGCACAGUAUCUAUUUUACAAAGAGGCCUUUUGGAAGAACAAAGACAUGGCUUGCCCGCUUGAGGUGGAACACUGGGCUAAAAUGUUUGUAGAGAAGUGCAAUGGCUUACCAAUUGCUAUUGUAUGCAUUGGGCGAUUCUUAUCAUUCCGAAGAACAAGCUAUUUGGAGUGGGAAAAGGUGUACAAAGGUAUUGAGACGCGUCUCAGCAACAAUCCUAUCAUGGAUAUGAACAUAAUCCUGCAGGUUAGUUUGGAGGACCUACCACAUAAUAUAAGAAAUUGCUUCUUGUAUUGUUGUCUGUACCCAGAGAAUUAUGUGAUGCAAAGGAAGUCGCUAGUGCGACUUUGGGUUGCAGAAGGGUUUGUCGAGAAAAUUGGCCAAAAGACAUUGGAGGAGAUAGCUGAGGAUUAUCUGACUGAACUUAUCCAUCGGUGUCUGUUGGUGGUGGUGAAGAGGAGUGACUCUGGAUGUGUCUGUGAAGUUCAAAUGCAUGAUAUCCUUCGUGUUUUAGCUCUUUCCAAGUCACAUGAAGAAAAUUUUGGCAGUGUCUAUAAUCCCUUGAAAACUGAUCUCAUCAGAGAAGCACGGCGUGUAUCAACUGAAAGUGGGGAUAUUGCGCGGGUCGCAGAAAAUGCUCCACAUCUCCGUUCCUUGCUUGUUUUCCAGAAUUCCUUCACCCCUGUUUCACUUCGUUCACUGUCAAGCGUCAACAAGCUGUUAUCUGUCCUGAACCUACAAGAUAGCUCAAUUGAGCGGCUUCCAAAAGAGGUGUUUGACUUGUAUAAUUUGCGCUUCCUUGGUCUGAGGAGAACUAAUAUUGCAAGUCUUCCACGAUUAAUCGGGAGACUGAAGAAUUUGCUUGUCUUGGAUGCCUGGAAGUGUAAAAUCACGGAGCUACCAUCAGAAGUUACAAAGCUUCAUAAGUUGACGCAUCUUAUCAUUACUUCCAAACCAGUUCGAUCAUCUUUGCAGUUUGUACCUUCUGUUGGUGUACAUGCUCCAGCAAAUAUAUGUUCCUUAACGAGGUUGCAGACACUACUACUGAUGGAAGCUAGUGCUGAAGUGGUCUGUAGCAUAGGCACUCUUGUGGAGUUAAGAACAUUUCGUAUCAGCAAAGUGCAAGGUAGCCAUUGUGAAAAUCUGUUCAAGGCUAUUAGUAAUAUGACUCAUAUUACUCGUCUCGGGAUCCAAGCAGCUGAUAAUGAGGAAAUGGUGGAUCUCAAAGCACUUCAGCCACCUCCAUUGCUUCAGAAGCUUUUCUUGCUAGGGGCACUAUCUAAGGAAACACUACCUGGUUUCUUCUCAUCGCUUGGUAAUCUAAAGAACAUCACAUUUCUAAGGCUUGUUGGUUCAAGACUUGAUGAAAACACAUUUUCUUGUCUGAAGGGGUUACAAUGGUUAGUUAAGCUUCAGCUUUAUGAUGCAUACAGUGGCGGUAAGAUGCUGUUCUCCACAGAAUCAUUUCCAAACCUAAAGGUGCUGAAAAUAAGGGGCGGUCCACAUCUGACUGAAAUUAAGAUAGAAAGAGGGGCCAUGACGAGCCUAGUUGAUCUCAAGCUUCUACUCUGUCCACAGUUGAAGAUGUUACCUGAUGGUAUUGAACAUUUAAGCACUCUUGAAGAACUGACUUUGGAUCAUACUGCAGAAGAACUCGUCGACAGGGUUCGGCAGAGGAAAGAGAUGACGAUUUCUCAUGUCCAGCGAGUUUAUAUUGGGUUCGUCAGAAAUGGUGAGCUCGCUUUUGAGAGAAUAACAUGA
Molecule: messenger RNA, 2769 nt
Organism: Miscanthus lutarioriparius
Lineage: Eukaryota; Viridiplantae; Streptophyta; Magnoliopsida; Poales; Poaceae
Source: the annotation of a GenBank genome assembly